AUGUCAGCACCAGCACCACCGUCAACACCACCGCCUACGAAUGGCCCGUCCGCGCCGCAGCUCCAGUUGACUCCGGAACAGGUGAAGCAAAUGGAAACGAAUCGCCUCAAAGCCAAGGCGAAACAAAUCGAAGCAGAACGCCGCGCCGCACUCGCGAAUCCCAACUCCUCCACUAACCCUUCAGCAACAGGAGAUGGAUUGACGAAGAGGAAGGGAGGAGCGUUGGAUGAUAUUCAGCCGGCGAAGAGGUUCGCGAGUGGGUAUAUCGAAUACGAUUUCUCCAAGAUGAAGGAUACGAAGGCUGGGUUCAUGGUUGAUGAGUCGGAGAUGCCGGGGGCGGGUGGACAGACGUUACAGGAACGACUCCUCGAACAACAACGACGGAAGACCAUGCACGCACCCGCUCCACCCAUCGAUCCCCGCUCAGCCCCGAAAUGCGAAGCAUGCGGGAAAAGCACCGACCUCGACCCACAAUUCGAGGAGGUAUUCGGCGUGAGAGUCUGCUACAUCUGCAAAGAAGCCGUCCCGGAAAAAUACUCCCUUCUCACCAAAACUGAAUGCAAAGAGGACUACCUCCUAACCGACCCCGAACUCAGCGACACCUCCCUCCUCCCCCACCUCCUCCGCCCAAACCCCCACAAACCAAUGUGGUCCUCAAUGCAACUCUACCUCCGCUCCCAAAUCGAGGCGUUCGCGAACACCAAGUGGGGAAGUCUGGAGAAAUUGGAUGAGGAGUUUCAGAGGAGGGUGGAGAGGAAGAAGGAGGCGAAGGAUAAGAAGUUUGAGGGGAAGUUGAGGGAGUUGAGGAGGAAGACGAGGGUUGAGACGUGGAAGAGGAAGGGGGGUGGGUUGGGCGGUGGAGGAGGGAAGGGGGGCAGGCAUGAGCAUGAGUGGGGCCAGGAGGCGGAGAAGGAUGGCGUUGUUACGAGGAGGUGUGUGGAGUGUGGGAUGGAGACUGAGGAGAUUGUGUUUUGA
Molecule: messenger RNA, 975 nt
Organism: Saitoella complicata NRRL Y-17804
Lineage: Eukaryota; Fungi; Ascomycota; Saitoellomycetes; Saitoellales; Saitoellaceae
Product: DNA repair protein
Exons: 2
Coding region: 1-975 (324 amino acids)
Biological process (GO): nucleotide-excision repair involved in interstrand cross-link repair; base-excision repair; UV-damage excision repair
Cellular component (GO): nucleotide-excision repair factor 1 complex
Molecular function (GO): damaged DNA binding
Source: RefSeq, a predicted model, not a curated record